Lactuca saligna is the source of this 1013-nucleotide messenger RNA. The record is from the annotation of a GenBank genome assembly. NCBI's taxonomy places the organism in Eukaryota, Viridiplantae, Streptophyta, Magnoliopsida, Asterales, Asteraceae.
AUGGCGAAAUCUUCGAUAGAAAAGCAUCCGACAAUGGGAAUCAGGGAGUCUGACGAUUUUAAUCUCGUGAAAUUUUGGAUAUAUACAAUGGACGCCAGCAAUUUCUGGGAAAUAAUGGACACCAACGAAAUUACGAAAGACGAUAUGGUGCUGUUGACAAGGUACCUCGUGGAUUCCUAUAGGACAAAUGGGUUUAGAUUACCUGCUGAUAACUUUUUCAAAGAAGCAAAAAUCGAACAAGUAGGAGAGCUCAAAGGAUCAUACAUGGACUAUCAUGAGCCGUGCAUGAAACAAGGUGCUGGUGUGGGUUUAUGGAUCUUUUUCUGUCAAGAAAUCCUAAAGCACAAGGGAGUCAAAGAAAGGCCAAGGCUGAUGAGACACAAUGAAGACACUUCUCAGACAACCACAAAUCAACAAUCCGUGAAUGUUAAUCAAGACCAUGUAUUUACCUUUCCUUGUCAUGAAAGGCCAUGGCUGAUAACACAUCAAGAGGACACUUCUCAGGUGUUGAAUGUUGAUCCAGAUCAUGGCACUAUCUCCGGUGCAAAACAAGAUGUAUUAAGGAAGCUGUUCAGAUACGUUUAUAAUUACUUCAACAAAAAUAUGCUUUUGGCUGACUGUUUUGUCCAAAAAGAAGAAACUGCUGAAGAAGAAGCAUCUGUUGGAUCCAGAAAACGCAAACGCAGUUUUGAAGACGUCAAGGUUUGAGGAAAAAAGGGAGUUGAGACUGUUGAGUCGUGGAAGGGUGGCAGCUGAAUAUUUAAAAUGAUAAAUUAAAAGUCUGAUAUCAUCUUCUUGUUCUAUCCUAUUAAGACUAGAUUUUUGUUUAAAGUCUUCAUGGUACUUUGUUAAAACUAUUUUGAGACCUCGUCACACUCCUUGUUGUCUUUUGCUUUUUAAAAUGUUAAACCAUGGACAUGAAUAUGAUUGCCAUCACUCACUCUUAAUUUCCUGGGAUAUCUAAUGCUGCCCAACUACACCGCCUUGGGAUGGAUAAAUGCAAGAAAUAGCAU